Messenger RNA from Heterotrigona itama, 2484 nucleotides. The record is from the annotation of a GenBank genome assembly. Lineage: Eukaryota; Metazoa; Arthropoda; Insecta; Hymenoptera; Apidae.
CUCUAAUUGUAAAUAUUGUCAAUGAAGUCUGAAAUUAGCUGACAUGACCAGUGGCUACUUUCUGUUUACGAAUUAACGGUGUAAGGAAUCAAUAACGCCUGAAUGGACAGUGCAUUUACAUAGAUACGAAAUACGAAUAAUUAGCUUUGUUUGUGAUUAAUUAUGCCUUCUCGAGGCGAAGAUAUACUUAAAGGCUUUCAGGUGUCUGUACCUGAUGUUGAACACGAGGCAAGAGUACCUAAAAAAAUUCUAAAAUGUCGUGCAAUAUCACGAGAAAUUAAUUUUAGUUCCGCAGAACCAAUGGAAAGGUUUAGGUUAGAGCAAAAGGUAUUGUUUAAAGGUAGAUGCUUGGAAGAAUGGUUCUUUGAAUUUGGAUUUGUCAUACCUAACAGCACUAAUACAUGGCAAAGUUUAAUCCAAGCUGCUCCUGAAAGCCAAAUGAUGCCAGCUAAUGUCUUAAAUGGGAAUGUUGUGAUAGAAACGAAAUUUUUCGACGACGAUCUAUUAGUCUCUACCAGCAAGGUUCGCCUUUUUUAUGUCUGAAUAUCUAUUCUAAUAACGAUACAUGGGUCCAACUAAUGUGUUUCGACAUGCACACAUGAGGAGGAAUACUAAAGAUGAUAAUAAUUUUUAACGAAGUUCAUAUUGAACAUUUUACUUCAUGCACCUACUGUGAUACGCACUGUGCUAAAUAUAUUUUCUCACAUUUUCAUGAGUAAAACAUAAAUAGCACUAUUUUCAGUUUUAUAUGAGCUAAUAAGAAGUUACCAUAGUAGUGCUUCAAAUAUAAAAUGUGCACUUUUAAGGCACAGUACAUUUUUAUUUAAACAUUAAUGAAUGUAGCAAAUUUUGUACAUAUUGUAAUACACUACACUGUUCUAAUAAAAAAGAUGUAUAAAGGUUUUAUGUCUUGAACAAUAUAUUCUGAUUUUCCCUUAUUCCUUUUCGUAAAAUAAAAGUUACAAUUAAAUAUCUUCAGAAUAUUAAAUAAAAACAAAUUUAAUGCAACAAGUUUGUAACUAUUGAAUUAUUAAAGUCGUAUUUUUGUAAAACGAUUGCAAAAACGUGAUAAAGAUUCCAUUUGAUAUCUCUUACGAUUAAUGUCGAAAGAUCGAUGACAACACGAUUGGCUAUCGUGUGAAUAUUAAUCUCUCCGAAAUCUGUUAAUGAGCAUAUGGGGAAAGUUAAAUAUACCGUUUGUCUACUGUACACUCAUGCUAUUGAUUCGUGGUGUAUAAGCAAUACAUUUUUGAGGCUUCACUACCCCUCUUGAGGGAGUUCAUGUUGAAUAUACUCAAUCCCCUACCCUAUCUACGUCGUACAGGUGUAAGGAAAAAAAGGAGGAAAAGAGAAAAGAAAUAGCAGAGUUGCGGAGUCGCUGUGGUACCCACACGAACUUCUCAACCUGGUAGUGAUUCAAUUACCAUUAGCCUAUCUUUCAUUCGGUGUACCGCCUGUCUCAUCUAUUCUGCGGCUAAUUAAUUAAACGACGGAAGCCAAAUAUUGCAAUGGAUUUAAAGGAAGAAGACGAAAGUGGAAACGAGAAUAGCAGGCAACUAUUUUUGGUGGGUGCACCGCGUGAUCCUCUAGUAUCCACUGGGGCGAUCGUAGCUUCCAAUGCAGCACCAGACGAGAUCAAUCCCGGAGGAGAUCUACAGUCGACUGCUCUGGCUGGUCUGAUAGGCGCUCAAUCUUCUUCAGUUUGCUUUCCUACAAAAUUCUGUAAGUGCACCCUGCCACCCCAGACCUGAUUUAAUUAACUGCCACUCUCUACCUGUCGGCUCGUAAGUUGGGGCAGUCCUCAAUUAAAUUAUUGCUAAAUGCAUUAAGCGAAUCGGCAGCCCUUGUUUUAAAUAGAGUUAGUGGUAAUCAGUUUAACAGUUAUGAACCAUUUUACGCCGCGUAAAUUCCACGUGAUUAAGUGUAGCGAUAGAACGUCAUGCAAAUCGUGUAUCAAUUCAUUAAUAUCCGUAAUGUUUCACAACGACUGUGCUUCGCUUUGAAACGAAACGAUCUUGCACAAAGUCUGUCGAAUAUCUGACAACGAAUGUUGAGAAGAAUGAAUAAAUUGUUGCAGCAUACGACUUUUCGCCAAGUCCGGGAAGCGAAGACAGGCAAUCCACUGGAGUUGGAAAAAGAAAGCAGCGGAGAUAUCGCACCACAUUCACCAACUUUCAAUUGGAGGAAUUAGAAAGAGCGUUUCAGAAAACACAUUACCCUGAUGUAUUUUUUAGGGAAGAACUUGCUCUACGUAUCCAACUGACAGAAGCCAGAGUGCAGGUAACGGCUCUGCGUUCUAUUGCCUCAGAAAAUGCGUCAUUGAUAGUAAUUACUCGAUACAAAAAAUUUGUUCAUAGGUAUGGUUUCAAAACAGAAGAGCAAAAUGGCGAAAACAAGAGAAACAAUGUAAAGUAACCACUCACUUGACUUCGCAUUUACCACCUUCUGAAUGUCAAGAAGUGCAACAACAGCAGCAACAGCAGC